ACUCCAGUCAGGGCCGUCCUGCCCUCGACCUCCGCUAUUGGCGAUUUAAAUGUCCGGUCGGUGGCCAGUGCCUUAGCGAGAUGGGCGCUGCUAUGUUCUUUGGUUGUACCUUCAUCGCCUUUGGGCCAGCGCUGGGGUUGCUACUGACCACUGUGUUCGGUGAUCCGCUGCGAGUCAUUAUCCUGGUAGCCGGGUCAUUCUUUUGGCUGGUGUCCCUACUCCUCUCCUCCCUGCUGUGGUUCGUGGCUGUUCAGCUCAGCAAUAAAGACAAUACCAGCGUGCAGCAUGGGCUACUGGUCAUGGGUGCUGGCAUCUCCGUCCUCUUCCAGGAAGCCUUCCGCUUCGCCUACUACAAGCUGCUCAAGAAAGCUGAUCAGGGGCUGGUGGCUUUAAGUGAAGACGGACGAUCUCCCAUCUCCAUUGGCCAGAUGGCAUAUGUUUCAGGCUUGGCCUUUGGAGUCAUCAGCGGCGCCUUCUCCGUCAUCAACGUCCUGUCUGACUCACUGGGGCCAGGAGUGGUUGGGAUUCAUGGGGGAUCUCCCUAUUUCUUCCUAACUUCAGCAUUCUUCACCAUGGCCUUGGUCCUGCUGCACACGUUCUGGGGAGUGGUGUUCUUCGACGCCUGUGAGAAAGGGAAGUGGCUGGUGCUGGCUGUGAUCGUUUCCAGCCACAUGCUGACCUCUGGCCUGACGUUCCUGAAUCCCUGGUAUGUGGGAAGCCUUGUUCCGAUUUACGGCAUCAUGGUUGUCAUGGGAGCGUGGGCGUACUGCACGGCUGGAGGAUCGAUACACAACAUCUGGCGCUGUGUUACAUGCCAGCAGCACUCCAACCCUCAUGUUCUGGUAUACUCGAGUCUUCAAUCGCCUGUGGAGGACUGAAGGUGGGAGCAAGAGGUCCUGAACACCAUCCGGACUGGUCCUUGCCUCACUCCCCACCCUCUCACCUCCCCUUCCUCGGACACCGAAGCCUACCUCCCUGAGGGACAUAUGGACGCAGACAGUGUCUGCUUUGGCCUCGCCGGUUUGACGGGGAGCCUCCUGGACCCUGGUUACCACUGGAAGGAGAAAGUGUGACGGUUAGGGAGAAGGCAAGUCACCUACUGAGCACACUGAGACUUUUGGUUUGAACUCCACAGCACAACCCAAUAUUUGUCUGAUUAUUUAUUUUCUUUUUAAACUUUGACUACUGUUCACGUCCUGGUGCAAGCUUGUGGAAAAGCCAGGCUGCUUAUAGAUUCUGUUCCAAGGUUGAGAGGAAAAGUUUGUACGUUGUGGUCCUCGGUUUUGAGUGUCACCAUCCCAUUGUGUCUCUGGAGCGAGAGGACAUUGGGGCUACCCUGCCUCCUCACCACAUUUCAGGCCGAGUUUUUGUGACCAUCCUUCCAGCAACAUCCCCCCUGGCCAGACUUUACCUCCUGGAUUCCACCUGAGGUAAAACUUGCCUCACUUUUCUUCCAGCAGCAAGUUGUGCUAGAAAGCUGAGAGGGAGGUGCGUGUGUCUGUGUCCAGCAUCUGCCACAAGAAAUGCCCGCCAUCACAUUUAACAGCCCCGAAAGGCUGUUCGUGGACCCACAGUGGCUCUUUGACUGUUAGGGGUAGGGGAUGGUGGCUGCAAAGCACAGUGGGAGGCAUCCUACUUCCCCUACCUCCCAUCUCUGUUAAGUUGUAUUGCAACAGUGCUCAGGGCAGUGCUCACCCCCCCCCCCCCCCCCAUUCUGUAUCCAAUGAGAUAUGAGACCUAGGAAGACUUGGCCUCUGCAGGCACAGAAUGAGUCUGCCCUGGGACAGAUCCUACUUUCAAAAUGCCUGCCCUGUCCCCAUCUGAAGCUUCAGAAGUACCCAGUGGUGGGUGUUGUGACCGGAUGUGUAAAGGGGAAUGAAAACCUUCCUCGAGGCUGUAAAGAAAUAAUAUAAUCCUCUCUGUUAAGCAGGUUCUCCUGGGCUUCUACGCCCAGCUCCCUUGCUGCAAGUCUCAAUACAGAGUGACACCUUUACAUUUGGGUACCGCACCACCUGACUGGAUUCUACGUAAAAGUGCAUACCUGUACUCGGAGCAUUUAAUAUUUCGUUUAAAAUAUAUCUACAAUAUUUUUUGUUACUUUUUGGGAGUUUUUUGCUUUGUGUGUGAGUUGCCUGCUGUCGCUAUGGUCCCAAGGCUGAGAAGGAUCAUUGUUCCCUCCCUCCCACACACAGACUUCCUGCUACUCUCCGGUUAGGCCCGGCUGGGAGGUUUGCCCCUGGCUUUGUAAUGUUAACAAGUGACUGCCUCUAAUCACUUGGUUAGCUGUUAAACAGAAAUCACUGGAAGUACUCAGCAGGUUGGACAUAGGACAGUACAGGCCCUUCAGCCCCACAAUGUGGUGCUAGCCCUUUAACCUACUGUAAGAUCAGUUUAACCUUUCCCUCCCACAUUGCCCUCCAUUUUGUUGCAUCUAUGAGUCUCGUAAAUGUCCCCAAUGUAUCUGCCUGGCAGUGUGUUCCACACGUCCACCAAUCUGUGUAAAGGAGGGGAGAAAAACUACCUCUAACUAGCCCAGUAUGCUUUCCUCCAAUCAUUGUAAAAUUAUGCCCCUUGUGUUAGCCAUUCCCACCCUGGCAAAAAGGUCUCUGGGUUUCCACUCAUCUCUGCCUUUUAUCUUGUCCACCUGUAUCAUCAUUUCUCAUGCUCCUCGACUCCAGAGAGGAAAGCCCCAGCUCUCUCAACCUAUCCUCAAAGGACAUGCUCCCUAAUCCAGGCAGCAUCCUGCUAAAUCUCCUCUGCACCCUCUAUAACUUCCACAUCCUCCCUAUAAUGGGGCAAUUAGAUGUGAACACAAUACUCCAAGUGUAAAGUAUAUUUUUUAUUAACAUUAAACUACUUUUACCUAG
Messenger RNA from Hypanus sabinus (Atlantic stingray), 2867 nucleotides. Its product is annotated as gamma-secretase subunit APH-1A-like. Gene Ontology annotation, molecular function: protein-macromolecule adaptor activity. The record is from RefSeq and is a predicted model, not a curated record. The transcript is spliced from 7 exons. Bases 81 to 878 code for a protein of 265 amino acids. Gene Ontology annotation, biological process: protein processing; positive regulation of catalytic activity; Notch receptor processing. NCBI's taxonomy places the organism in Eukaryota, Metazoa, Chordata, Chondrichthyes, Myliobatiformes, Dasyatidae. Gene Ontology annotation, cellular component: gamma-secretase complex; membrane; endoplasmic reticulum.